Mytilus californianus (California mussel) is the source of this 2695-nucleotide messenger RNA. RefSeq lists its product as uncharacterized. The record is from RefSeq and is a predicted model, not a curated record. Gene Ontology annotation, cellular component: membrane. Lineage: Eukaryota; Metazoa; Mollusca; Bivalvia; Mytilida; Mytilidae. The transcript is spliced from 9 exons. Gene Ontology annotation, molecular function: protein binding; G protein-coupled receptor activity. Bases 7 to 1875 code for a protein of 622 amino acids. Gene Ontology annotation, biological process: G protein-coupled receptor signaling pathway.
GGAGGAAUGGACUGGAGUCAAGCAGAUGUCAAUAGAGUGUUUACUGAUACUCUAGUACUUUCUAAUCCCGAUAGACUUCCUUUUUAUAGUUAUGAUGUUCCACAUAAAUCUUUCAGUGACGAGGGGUUUUAUGAGGUGACAGUUGGACCUGUUGUUUGUAAAUCAGAAAUUUCGAAAAAUGUUUCAAGUAGCCAGUCCCUUUGUUCUGAUGGAAAGUUGUAUAACAAUACAGAUCAUUGCAUUAUGCGUGUAAAUGAAAGAAGUGAUGUAAAUGGUUGUAGAGAUAUGACUCAUCUUCAGCACUGUGAAAAAGAGAUUUGCCAGCCAGGAUUCUUCAAAUGCAAAAAGGGUCACUGCAUUUCAUCGAGCUUACUUUGUGACGGCAGAAAACAUUGCACCCAUGGCGAUGAUGAAUUAUUUUGUGGAAAUUUGACCUGUCCUGGAUUAUAUAGAUGUCAACAGUCAACCACUUGUUUGUUAUUUGAUGAGGUUUGUGACAACAUUAGACAAUGUCCUCAUGGGGAUGAUGAAGUUGGAUGUUAUGUCACAUGUCCUAUUGGGUGUUCAUGUGAAGGUUUAGUAUUUAUAUGUCAUCAAAAAGAAGUAGAAACAAUUUUCAGGGAUUUAUCUAUUGAAGCUAGAAAAUUAGAUUUAAGCAGCUCAUUGUUUCCAAAUAAUGAUUUGAUUGCAAAUUGGUUAUUUAUUAUGAAUCUUGGUGUUGCAGACAUGUUGAUGGGUGUGUACCUAGGGAUCAUUGCUUUUGUUGAUAUGUACUACUCUGGAAACUACAUUUUACAUGACAGAGAAUGGCGAGAUAGUACUGUUUGUAAAUUUGCAGGUAUCCUUGCGGCCAUUUCAUGUGAGGCAUCUGUUUGUUUCGUCAUGUUAACGACUUUUGAUUGCUAUCUAAUGGUACAGUUUCCAUUUGGCAGAUGGAGGAUAACAUACAAAACAGCAAAGGUUUCGACUUUGGUUUGCUGGUUAUUUGUAAUAAUUAUAGCUGUGGUCCCGAUUUUUGAAACGGCAUAUUUUUCUAAUAUGUUUUAUUCCAGAACAGCAGUUUGUUUGGCUUUACCAUUUUCCCGACAGAAAGUCAGCGGAUGGGAAUAUUCAACAGCUAUUUUCGUGUUUUUCAAUUGUACUGCGUUUAUUGUAAUAGCUUGGUGCCAAUUGUCAAUUUACCAAAUAGCUAAAAGUAGUAAUAGAAUAAUGACGAAGAGGACAAAACAAGACCUAACACUGGCUAGACGAUUAUUCUUAAUUGUUUUAACGGACUUUCUAUGUUGGUUUCCCGUUGGAAUAAUGGGUAUACUAGCAAUGGCUGGUCAAGUAUUUCCGUCAGAAGUUUAUUCUUGGGUAGCUGUAUUUGUGAUGCCACUAAAUGCAGCAUUGAACCCUUUUCUUUAUACGUUUUCAACAAUAAAGCAGAAACCCAAUAUUCUGGGUAAGAUGUCUAGCAAAAUAUUUCAGAUGUCUAAAGUUAAAGACCGACGUAAAGAUGCAUCUGAUGAAAUUUGCAUGGCUUCUGUAUUUAUCAACAAUGCACAGAUUCUUCAGACGAGGCACAUAACGCUGAGAGAACUGUUUGCUACGAGGAAACUUACCAUUAAGGAGAGUAUUCGUCUGGUCUCACAACUUACCGCUGCAUUGGCAUACUUGCAUCAUCGUUAUUUAACACUUUGUCAACCAGUUUCUUUGGAUAAUUUAGUUGUCUUUAUGGAUAGAAAGAAAAUCGAACGAAUAAAGGUGAUUUCUCAGAUAAAAAAUAUUAGAAAUGAACUGGAUACUGCUCAGGAUGUAGACAACAUCGGACAGAUAACUAAACUGGUACUUAGGAAUACCAGAAAACUGCAAGAAGAGGGACAUAAGUAUUAGCAAUGAUUUAACAGAUUUUAAAAUAUAUAUUAUAAGCUAAUGUUCAUAUUUUUGUGUAUGUAACAACCUUAAAAUUUCUGUACCGUAUACAACCAAAUAAACUCAUCAUAGAUCCCAGGGUUAAAAAUGUGCACGCCAGACGCACGUUUCGUCUAAAAACAUCAGUCUUGAAGUCAUUUUCUCCUGUAAUUACCUACGUCUGGCAAAUAACUCAAUGUUGAUCAUCCAUGCCUUUCAAUUUGGUCAAAAUAUAAAUACGAUGUUAUCUACAAGAGUUUUCCAAAAUUAAAAGUAUUGCCUGGUCACACUAUGAAGUUCAAUAGAUCUUUAUGUCUCUUUGUACUUUUAUUAUCAUUAUUGGCUAAUGUAAGCCCCUAUCAAUCUUUACUCAAAAUACCAAUAGACAUGGUGAUUAGCGGAAUUGCGUAUCAUUUUGUAGGACAUACACUGUUAAAGAGGGACGAAAGAUACCAGAGGGACAGUCAAACUCAAAGAUCGAAAACAAAAUGACAACGCCAUGGCCAAAAAUAAAAAGACAAACAGACAAAUAAUAGAACAGAUGACACAACAUAGAAAACUAAAGACUAAGCAACACGAACCCCACCAAAAACUGGGGGUAAUCUCUGUAAAAGACGCAAUGUAUAUUGUCCGUAAAUUUUGAACCAUAUUACGAUAGUUUGUACAUCCCGCCAUUGUGUUAUUGUGCUAUAUAAAAAAGAAGAUGUGGUAUGAUUGCCAAUUAGACAAAUCUCCACAAGAGACCAAAUGACACAGAAAUUAACAACUAUAGGUCACCGUACGGCCUUCAACAAUGAGCUAU